Plectropomus leopardus (leopard coralgrouper) is the source of this 2078-nucleotide messenger RNA. RefSeq names its product CWC27 spliceosome associated cyclophilin (gene cwc27). Gene Ontology annotation, biological process: protein peptidyl-prolyl isomerization; protein folding. Gene Ontology annotation, molecular function: peptidyl-prolyl cis-trans isomerase activity. Gene Ontology annotation, cellular component: catalytic step 2 spliceosome. NCBI's taxonomy places the organism in Eukaryota, Metazoa, Chordata, Actinopteri, Perciformes, Serranidae. The record is from RefSeq and is a predicted model, not a curated record.
CCCAAUAUGGCUGUAGUCACAAAAUAGAUUUUUGUCACUUGUAAAUCGAAAUAAUUUAGCUAAUAUUUACGGUUUAUAUAACAAUUCAGUAUAUUUUUAAGUAUCAGAAAGUUUAAAAAACUAUUUUCUUGUAUUACCGACAAACCUCGGCGGCAGGAUGAGCAAUAUUUACAUCCAGGAGCCACCAACUAAUGGAAAGGUCCUGUUGAAGACCUCAGCAGGAGACAUUGACAUUGAGUUGUGGUCCAAAGAGGCUCCUAAAGCCUGCAGGAACUUUGCACAGCUGUGCAUGGAAGGUUACUAUGAUGGCACAGUGUUUCACAGAGUGGUGCCUGAGUUCAUUGUUCAGGGCGGAGAUCCCACUGGAACAGGGACAGGUGGAGAGUCCAUCUACGGCCGGCCAUUCAAGGAUGAAUUUCACUCCAGAUUGCGCUUCAAUCGGAGAGGUCUGGUUGCCAUGGCAAAUGCCGGACCACAUGAUAACGGCAGUCAGUUUUUCUUCACGUUGGGACGUGCAGAUGAGCUCAACAAUAAACACACCAUAUUCGGAAAGGUGACAGGAGACACAGUGUAUAACAUGCUCAGAUUGGCAGAAGUUGAAUGUGACCAUGAGGAAAGACCUCUGAAUCCCCACAAGAUCAAAUCUACAGAGGUGCUUCACUGUCCUUUUGAUGACAUCAUACCUCGCGAAACAAAGAAAGCCAAAAAGGAAAAAGACAAAGAGGAAGGAAAGAAAUCGCAGUCAAAAGCCACAAAGAACUUCAGUCUGUUAUCAUUUGGGGAGGAAGCUGAAGAGGAGGAGGAGAUGGUGAAUCAAGUGAGCCAGACACUGAAGGGAAAAAGCAAAAGCAGCCACGACCUCCUGAAAGACGAUCCCAGACUGAGCUCUGUUCCAGCAGUUGAUAAGAAGAAGAAGAAGGGGACAUCAGGAGAUCCAGAUGAGAGCGAUGAUGACGAUGAUGUUGAAGAUGACGAGGAUGCAGAUGACGAUUAUGACUCUGAUGAGCGGGAGAGGAGGAGAGAGAUCAUCAGUAACAAGCUAAAGAAAGACAAAAGCGCCGAGAAAACGUCAGAGCCCGCUGAGGAGGAGCGGGAGAAAAAGAGCAGCCGCAGUGAUGAAUUGCGGAAAGAGGCGCGGCAGCUGAAGAAGGAACUGCAGGCCAUAAAGCAAAGGAGAGAAGAAAGCGCAAAACCUGCAGUGGACAAAGUCGAGGAGGAGGAAGAAAAGCCGACCAGUCAGGCGGUGGCUGAAUAUCUGGAGGGACGGAAGAAAUACGAAGAGCAGAGGAAACAGAAACUGAAGAAAGGCUCAAGCAGAGAACAACAGACACUGGACCUCCUCAAUCGUUUCAAGUCCAAGCUGUCCUCGGCCAUUACAGAGGACGCUCCAGAGGAAGACGUGGACGAGCUGGCAGAGGACGACGACAAAGGCUGGAUGGCCCAUGUUCUGCAGUUUGAUGAGCAAACCAGAAAAGUAAAGGAUGCCAACAUGCAGGACGAGGACACUUUCGAGAUCUACGACCCACGCAACCCCGUCAACAAACGACGGAGAGAGGAGAGCAAGAAGAUCAUGAAGGAGAAGAAGGCCAAGAGGUGAAGAGGCGAGGUCGUGAGGUCAAAAGGUCAGGUCCUGCCCAAGCCAUGUGACCGAGAAACUGGUCAUACAGAAUCCUGCCUGUCCACUUUUCCAACACUUCAAACCCCGUUUUGUUGAACAGUGUCCUGGCUCGAACAUCUGGAUUGAGGACCUGAGCAGAAGCGAUCCCUAUAAUCUGUAAAAGAAAGGCUCCUCUGCUCUCGAACAGCUGCACCGGACUCUACGGUGACUCGUCAGGAUUAAGACUGGGGUCACUGUAUUGAUUAUGGUCAUGAUUUGAUUACCUGUAAUGCUGUUCACUUUUUUAUGCUGUUCUUCUUCUGCUUAUGUUGUCUAGAGCUUAAAUGUGAGCGUUAGACUUAAAAAUACAUGAAUAAAAAAUUAGCAAACAGUUUUUUACGAUAAUGAUUUGACUCUUUUCUAUUUGAUUCAUCCAAACUCAUAAUUUUAUGAUUUUGAUGACAAUGCCAGCAACGUGUUA